UGCGGGGCUCCAGCUGGGCCUCGAUGGAGCUUCUCUCGCCACCGUGGCAGCCUUCACUGUUACUGCUGCUGCUGCUGCUGCUGCUACUGCUGCCGCCGCCGCUGGCCGGAGAGUCCUGGCAGUGCCCGCGCACCCCCUACGCCGCCUUGCGCAAUUUUGACGUGAAGUACAAGGUGCCCAGCUUCUCGGCCAGAAGUCCGGUACAGGCCAUAGCGACCUACGAGGGCGGCAGGGACGGAAGUGCCGUGUUCGUGGCUACACGCAAUCGCCUGCACGUGCUUGGACCUAGCCUGCAGCCAGUAGAGAACCUGACCACAGGCCCUGUUGGGGACCCUGGCUGCCAGACAUGUGCGGCCUGUGGCCCGGGCCCCCACGGCCCACAGGGAGACACAGAUACACGGGUGCUGGUGCUGGAGCCGGUGCUGCCAGCACUAGUCAGCUGCGGCUCGAGCCUGCAUGGCCGCUGCUUCCUGCACGAGCUGGAGCCCCAAGGGACAGUUCUGCACCUGGCACCGCCGGUCUGCCUCUUCUCUGCCACCCAGAACCAGCCUGAGGACUGCCCUGACUGUGUGGCUAGUCCUCUGGGCACCCUCGUGACCGUGGUUGAGCAGGGCCAUGCCUCCUACUUCUACGCAGCAUCCUCACUGGACCAGACGGUGGCUUCGAGCUUCAGCCCCCGCUCAGUGUCCAUCCGGCGCCUCAAGGCCGAUGCCUCAGGAUUCGCACCCGGGUUUGCUGCACUGUCCGUGCUGCCCGAAUACCUCGCUUCCUAUCCUAUCGAGUACGUGUACAGUUUCCGGGCCGGAGCCUUCGUCUAUUUCCUGACGGUGCAGAGGACUCGCGUGGCAGCCGCCCCAGGAGCCUUGCACACACGCCUGGCACGGCUCAGUGCUGUUGAGCCAGAGCUGGGCGACUACCGAGAGCUCGUCCUUGACUGCCGAUUCGCGCCCAAACGCCGGCGCCGCGGGACCGCUGAGGGAGGGCAGCCCUACCCGGUGCUGAGGGCUGCCCACACCGCUCCCGUGGGCAGCAAGCUGGCUGCUGAGCUGAGCAUCGCUGAGGGCCAAGAAGUGCUAUUUGGCGUCUUCGUAGCUAGCAGAGACAGCAGCCUCCGUGUGAAUCCCAACUCUGUCGUCUGUGCCUUUCCCAUCGACCUAGUGGACACUCUCAUCCAGCAGGGUGUGGAACGCUGUUGCGAACCUCCUGUCCCCCCUGGCAUCCGGCGAGGCCUCGAGUUCUUCCAGUCACCUAGUUUUUGCCCCAACCCGCCUGGUCUGGAGGGCCCCAGCCCCAACACCAGCUGCCAUCACUUCCCUCUGCUGGUCAGCAGCAGCCUAUCACGUGUGGACCUCUUCAACGGGCUAUUAGGACCAGUGCAGGUCACUGCACUGCAUGUGACACGCCUUGACAAUGUCACAGUGGCCCACAUGGGCACAACUAAUGGGCGCAUCCUGCAGGUGGAGCUAGCCAGAUCUCUCAACUACUUGCUGUAUGUGUCCAACUUCUCACUGGGCAGCAAUGGGCAGCCCAUACAACGAGAUGUCAGUCGCCUUGGAGACCACCUGUUCUUUGCCUCUGGGGAGCAGGUCUUCCAGGUACCUAUCCAGGGCCCUGGCUGCCGCCACUUCCUCACCUGUGGGAGUUGUCUACGGGCACAGCGUUUCAUGGGCUGUGGCUGGUGUGGGGGCAUGUGUGGCCGGCAGAAGGAGUGUCCUGGCUUCUGGCAACAAGAUCAUUGUCCACCUGAGCUUACUAAGUUCUACCCCCAGAGCGGACCCCUAAGGGGCAGCACAAGGUUGACCCUGUGUGGCUCCAACUUCUACCUGCGCCCUGGUAAUCUGGUGCCUGAGGGCACCCAUAAGGUCACCGUGGGCCAGAGUCCCUGCCGACUGCUGCCCAAGGACAGCCCAAACAUCAGCCCAGUGCCCCGGAAAGACUUUGUAGAGGAGCUUGAGUGUGAGCUGGAGCCCUUGGGCAUGCAGCCAGCUGGGCCCGCCAACGUCAGCCUCACUGUGACCAACAUGCCACCAGGCAAGCACUUCCGGGUGGAUGGCACCUCCAUGCUGCAAGGCUUCUCUUUCAUGGAGCCUGUGCUGACAGCAGUAAAACCCCUAUAUGGCCCACGGGCAGGGGGUACCCGUCUCACCUUUGAAGGCCAGGGCCUGUCUUUAGGCACCAACCAGGCUGUGCUGAUCAAUGGGACUGAGUGCCCACUGGAACAGGUCAGCGAGAGACAGCUCUUAUGUACUACACCCCCUGGGGCUGCUACGGCCAGCGUUCCCAUUCACCUGCAGGUUGGGGGCGCUGUGGUACCUGGCUCCUGGACCUUCCACUAUAUGGAAGACCCCAUUGUGCUGGGCAUCAGCCCCAACUGUGGCUACAGUGGCUCCCAUGUCACCAUCCAUGGCCAGCAUCUGACUUCAGCAUGGCACCUAGUGCUAUCAUUCCAUGAUGGGCUUGUGGCAGUGGAAAACAGGCAGUGUACAGGGCACCUCUCGGAGCAGCGUUGGUGCCACCUGCCUGAAUACAUGGUCCGAAGCCCCCAGGGGUGGGUAGCAGGGAACCUGAGUGCCCGGGGGGAUGGAGCAGCUGGCUUCACACUGCCCGGCUUUCGCUUCCUGCCCCCACCCCAUCCACCCACCACUGACUUGGCCCCAUUGAAGCCUGAGGAGCAUGCCAUUAAGUUUGAGUAUAUUGGGCUGGGCGCUGUGGCUGCUUGUGUGGAUAUGAACGUGACCGUGGGUGGUAAGAGCUGCCAGCAUGAGCUCCGGGGGGAUGUGGUCAUCUGCCCUCUGCCCUCCUCCCUGCAACUUGACAAGGACGACGCCGUACUGCAGGUCUGUGUGGAUGAUGGAUGUCACAUCCUGGGCAGGGUGGUACGUCCAGGCCCAGAGGGGGUCCCACAGAGGCUACUCCUUGGUGUCCUGUUGGCCCUGUUCCUGCUUGUGGCUGCACUGGCCACUGCGCUGAUCUUCAACUACUCGCGGAGGAAACAACUGGAUGACCUGGUAUCCUUGGACCGGACCACUGGAGCCAUCGCCUUGCCUGUGCUCCGUUCAGGCUCUGACUACAGAAAUGGACUUGCAGCUCCUGCCGCUGAAGGUCUGAAUUCCUGCACAGAGGACCACAAAGCAUCUGUCUCAAACAGUGGGGAUGGGUCCUGCAUCCCACUGCUACAGACAGAGUCAGUCCAGCUUUGGGACUUGGACUCUGUGCUCCUGACUGAGGUCAAGGAUGUGCUGAUCUCACAUGAGCGAGUGGUCACCCACAGUGAUCGAAUCAUUGGCAAAGGCCACUUUGGAGUUGUCUACCAUGGAGAAUACAUAGACAAGGACCAGAAUCGAAUCCAUUGUGCCAUAAAGUCGCUGAGUCGCAUUACAGAGGUGCAGGAGGUGGAGGCCUUCCUGCGCGAGGGGCUGCUCAUGCGUGGUCUGCAUCACCCAAACGUGCUGGCUCUCAUCGGUAUUGUGCUGCCCCCUGAAGGGCUGCCCCAGGUGCUGCUACCUUAUAUGCACCAUGGAGACCUGCUCCAGUUCAUCCGCUCACCCCAGCGGAACCCCACAGUGAAGGACCUCAUCAGCUUCGGCCUUCAGGUAGCCCGCGGCAUGGAGUACUUGGCAGAGCGGAAGUUUGUGCACAGGGACCUGGCUGCUCGGAACUGCAUGCUGGAUGAGUCAUUCACAGUCAAGGUGGCUGACUUUGGCCUGGCCCGUGGUGUCCUGGACAAGGAGUACUACAGUGUUCGACAGCACCGCCAUGCCCGCCUCCCUGUCAAGUGGAUGGCACUGGAGAGCCUGCAAACUUACAGAUUCACCACCAAAUCUGAUGUGUGGUCGUUUGGUGUGCUGCUGUGGGAGCUGUUGACACGGGGAGCCCCACCAUACCCCCACAUUGACCCUUUUGACCUCACUCACUACUUGGCCCAGGGUCGUCGCCUGCCCCAGCCUGAGUACUGUCCUGAUUCUCUCUAUGCAGUGAUGCAGCACUGCUGGGCUGGGGACCCUGCAGCGAGACCCACCUUCUCAGCGCUGGUGGAGGAAGUGGAGCACAUGGCGGCCAGGCUGCUUGGGGACCACUAUGUGCAGCUACCUGCAGCCUAUGUGAACCUGGGCCCUGGUGCCUCGGAUGAGGCGACCAUGCCCCCAAAACAGUUGCAGACCCCACCUGUGCACAGGAUCGCACGUCGGCCCUGACCUUCCUCAGAGCCACCACAGCCCACGUGACCUCAGCCCUAGGCAGGCCCCAGGGAUUGGACCUGCCUAGCAACCAGGGAGUUAAUCCCAAACUGCCUCUAGGCCAUGCCAGGCCAGGGGCAGCCCAAGCUGCCCUCUGCCCUGUCCCUGCCCCCUUAACUUUCAGGGGUGACAGGAGGGAGCAAGGCACCUUGGCCCUUCACUCUAGAGAGGGAGCAGUGAGAAUGAUCCUUGAUGCGAGGAGUAUUUAUGGCGUACCCAGUGUGUGCUUAACCUUCUGGGCACAAGGGACUCAACAGUGACCACACAGACACCGGCCCUUGAACUAGUAAAUGAACCAACGAAUCAUCAA
Molecule: messenger RNA, 4545 nt
Organism: Suricata suricatta (meerkat)
Lineage: Eukaryota; Metazoa; Chordata; Mammalia; Carnivora; Herpestidae
Gene: MST1R
Product: macrophage stimulating 1 receptor
Exons: 20
Coding region: 24-4193 (1389 amino acids)
Biological process (GO): positive regulation of kinase activity; multicellular organism development; protein phosphorylation
Cellular component (GO): membrane; signaling receptor complex
Molecular function (GO): transmembrane receptor protein tyrosine kinase activity; ATP binding; protein binding
Source: RefSeq, a predicted model, not a curated record